AUGGCCAUAGCUCUCGGGAAAGCUAGCGUUGCCUUCCUCGUGCUGAGGCUUAUCGGGGCCAUCACAGUCUGGCGGAAGAGGUUUUUAUAUGGCAACGCGAUGCUAUUUGUGUUGGUCAGCAUCUCGUCCUGUGUUGUGAUGUUCGUCGGAUGCACACCUCCAAGAGCAUUGUGGGAGCCUGUCCCUGGAGCAAGAUGCUGGAACCCUAAAAUCGGUGUCACUUACGGCGUCUUUCAGUCAGCAUAUGGUACUCUCCUUGACUUCCUUCUUGCCUUCAUUCCGAUCACAAUCAUCUGGAGGGUGAAACUGAGCCGAAAGAAGAAACUGGGCCUGUGUAUACUUUUAGGACUUGGUGUAAUCGCGGGAGUGUGUGCUGCCUGUAGGACUAAGCAGGCUGCUAAGAUACCUGACCAUGUAGACUAUAUUUGGGAAACUUUCGAGCUUUUUGUUUGGGGAACAGCAGAAGCCUCCCUUGUGAUUAUCUGUGGCUGUAUCCCAACAGCGAAGCCCCUAUAUGAUCGGCUUGUGACAGGGAAACGUAUAGGGCCUGUGAAAUUUCAUUACCCAAACAGCAGAUCGUAUGAGCUGCAAACAGAGUACAGCCAGCCCGGCAGAACCGCUCUUCUCGACCAGUCUGGAAACUCGACGAACGUUUUCUCGACUACAGACAAUGCUGAAUGUGCGAACAAGGACAGUCAACCACAUGUCGGCUCGGAGGGGAUCAAUGUUGAGCAAAGCUUUGUUGUUGAUCUUCAUGAUCAUGUUCCAGAGAGCAUGCCUAGAAGCACGAAGGGGCAUAGAAUGGUGUGA
Endocarpon pusillum Z07020 is the source of this 810-nucleotide messenger RNA. RefSeq lists its product as uncharacterized. The coding region runs from base 1 to 810 and encodes 269 amino acids. The transcript has 5 exons. The record is from RefSeq and is a predicted model, not a curated record. Lineage: Eukaryota; Fungi; Ascomycota; Eurotiomycetes; Verrucariales; Verrucariaceae.